CACGGGCCCUUCUUUCCGCCCCAGGUCCUUUUGGAAAAGUAUAAAUACGUAGAGAACUUCUGCUUGAUCGACGGGCGCCUUAUCAUCUGCACCAUCUCCUGCCUCUUCGCCAUCGUGGCUUUAAUAUGGGAUUACCUUCACCCCUUUCCGGAAUCGAAGCCGGUGCUCGCCGUCUGCGUGGUGUCGUAUUUCGUAAUGAUGGGAAUUCUGACCAUCUAUACCUCAUACAAGGAGAAGAGCAUCUUUCUGGUAGCGCACAGGAAAGACCCCACGGGAAUGGACCCCGACGACAUCUGGCAGCUUUCCUCAAGUCUGAAAAGGUUUGACGACAAAUACAGCCUGAAGAUGACAUUCAUCAGUGGCCGAAGCAAGCAGCAGAGGGAGGCCGAAUUCACCCGCUCCAUCGCCAAAUUCUUCGACAGCAAUGGGACCUUAGUCAUGGAAACCUUUGAGCCCGAGGUCUCCAAGCUCCACGACAGCCUCCUGAUGGAAAAGAAGCUCAAGUAGGCUGCUGGCCACCUUCCCACUUAGAUCAUGCUGAGCUUUCAAAGUCAAUAAAAAGCAAUCAAAGCCAC
Messenger RNA from Notechis scutatus (mainland tiger snake), 575 nucleotides. Lineage: Eukaryota; Metazoa; Chordata; Lepidosauria; Squamata; Elapidae. The record is from RefSeq and is a predicted model, not a curated record.